Molecule: messenger RNA, 1231 nt
Organism: Seriola dumerili (greater amberjack)
Lineage: Eukaryota; Metazoa; Chordata; Actinopteri; Carangiformes; Carangidae
Gene: apnl
Product: DELTA-sagatoxin-Srs1a-like
Exons: 3
Coding region: 174-734 (186 amino acids)
Biological process (GO): cytolysis in another organism; monoatomic cation transport; pore complex assembly
Cellular component (GO): pore complex
Molecular function (GO): channel activity
Source: RefSeq, a predicted model, not a curated record
GGCACGCUGUAAUUAGUCCGCGGCCUUUUGAAAUCUCAUUUGCCUCUGAAAUGCAUCAUUCAUACUAAGUGCCAGUCUAUGUGUGCUUUUGAAGGUCAGUGUAAUGCCAGUGCAGCUUUUCAGCAGAGCAGAGUUCAGGAGGGUAUUCUCUAUUAUCUCACAUCUGUUGCAACAUGUCGGAGUCAGCUGAAGCUGUAGCGGCUGAUGUGAGCAGCAAAAGAAGUGUUACCAUUGAAAUCACAAACGUCACCAACAACUACUGCCUCAUCAACCCCAGGGUGUAUCUCGAGAAUGGGGAGACAUACAACCCACCUCAGCCCACAGUGCGCCCUCUCAAGACGGAGGUCUGCACUUUCACCAAGUCCAGCGGCAAAGCGACCGGUAGCGUUGGUGUGCUGACUUACGACCUCUUCGAGCGGUCACAGAACGACUUCAUUGAGACUCUGGCCAUCAUGUUCUCAGUUCCCUGGGACUACCACCUGUACAAGAACUGGUUUGCGGUGGGCAUCUACAAAAAGGGCCGUAACUGCGAUAAGGAUUUGUACAAAGAAAUGUACUAUGAGAAAAAGCAGCAUGAGCAUGGGUUUGUCAGGGAGGAAGCCAAUGGCUCGGGAAUCAAUCACGUAGGCAACUACCUAGAUAUCAAGGCCACCAUGUGCCCCCUCGGCAAAGCCAUCAUGAAGGUGGAGGUGUGGGAUAAGCUUUUCACACCCAUGGGUCAGCAGUUUUGCUAGAGACCCCUCCUAACCACUAUUUCCGUCAUUUGUCCCGACGGCAGAAUUCAUCCCUCCAUCUCGAGCGUUUACCUGGCAGAUAGUCUAACACAGUCAACAUGCAUGACUUAACAGACGUAUCACUGCUGACAUGUGUCUGUAUACCUGGGUAUUACGUUUCCAUAAAUCUGCUUAAGAUCAGAGUUUAAUUUGUUUAUAAAUCCAGGCAGCAAUAUCCCCCUUUAUGGCUGACGCCUCUGUCUGUUUCAAUAGCAUCCGGUUUUGAAAUGGCAUCUUUAGAAAUGGAAAUCAAAGGCUGACUCACUGGAGGAUGAGGGCACAUAGCUUAAUAAAACACACGGUUGUCUGUAUUUACCUUGACACUGUAGUCUGAGGAAUAAAAUAAACCUUUUUUUUUGCUGAAGCUAUUUGUGUUUGAGUGCCUGUCGAUUGAGUUUAGAAGAGUGUUUUAAAAGAAAGAAAUAAUAAUAAAAUUUUUGAAUACAAAAUUGUGUUCU